This is a messenger RNA of Linum tenue, 2022 nucleotides long. NCBI's taxonomy places the organism in Eukaryota, Viridiplantae, Streptophyta, Magnoliopsida, Malpighiales, Linaceae. The record is from the annotation of a GenBank genome assembly.
AUAUACCACCAAGGAAAGUUUGGAUUUGGGACAAAUAAUUACUUAAAAAUUAGCUUACGAAAGCAGCCCAAGCAAGCCGACUACUAUAUAAACCGCAAAUCAGCUACUCCCAAAACCCACUUUCACUCCACUCAAUUGAAUUCCUACCCAUUCUUCUAGCGCCGAAUCAACUCUGCUCUACACGCCAUGGGUAGCGUCGAAGAUAUCCUAGGGGAGCUCAACCGCGACGCCUUCGUCUCCCUUCUCCAGAAGGUCAUCGGAGAGUCGGAGCGCGUCCAGAACAAUCCGCCGGAGCUGAUUCCGCAGGAACUUCUGGUUGCCAAUCACGUCCUGGAAGUCCUCCGCCCUCUCAGCACCGAGUGCGGAGGUCCGUUGAUUGUGAAUCACGUUUCUUACUCCCCCGGCAGAAGCAAUCUCAUCGUCGAGUACCCUGGCACGGAGUCCGGCAAGAUCCUGUCCUUCGUCGGGAUGCAUAUGGACGUCGUCACUGCCAAUCCCGCCGACUGGGAGUUUAAUCCAUUUGCACUGAGCAUCGAUGGGGAUAAGCUUUGUGGGCGAGGGACAACUGAUUGUUUGGGACAUGUGGCCCUAGUGACUCAGCUCAUGAAGAAGCUGGGAGAGACGAAGCCGAAAUUGAAGUCUACUGUUGUUGCUGUUUUCAUAGCGAGUGAAGAGAACUCUUCCAUAACAGGAAUUGGAGUUGAUGCACUUGUGAAAAAUGGGCUUCUUGAUAAACUGAAGAAUGGACCUCUAUUCUGGAUUGACACAGCCGAUAAACAGCCUUGUAUUGGUACUGGUGGCAUGAUACCAUGGAAAGUUCAUGUCACUGGGAAACUGUUUCACAGUGGUUUACCCCACAAGGCCAUAAAUGCUUUGGAAUUAGGCAUGGAAGCAACUAAAGAGAUUCAGAUGCGGUUUUACAAAGAUUUUCCAGCUCAUCCCAAGGAGAAAGAUUAUGGAUUUGCUACACCGUCAACAAUGAAACCAACUCAGUGGAGUUAUCCUGGAGGUGGAAUCAAUCAAAUUCCAGGAGAGUGUACAAUUGCUGGGGAUGUCAGGUUUGCAACUCUUUGUAGGACUCCAUGCAUAUAUUUUGAUUUGAGAUUGACUCCCUUCUACAAUGUAUCAGAUGUAAUGAAGAAACUACAGGAGUACGUAGAUGACAUAAAUCAGAACAUAGAGAAACUAGAUACGCGAGGUCCAGUCUCGCAUUAUGUACUUCCAGAUGAAAACUUGAGAGGGAGACUUUCAAUAUCCUUUGAGGAGGCAAUGUCGGGUGUUGCUUGCAACCUCGAUUCUCGUGGCUUUCACGUGCUGUGCAAAGCAACUGAGAAGGUAGUUGGCUACGUAAAGCCAUACUCAAUAACUGGAAGUUUACCAUUGAUACGCGAAUUGCAGGAGGAAGGUUUCGACGUUCAGACAGCAGGAUAUGGUUUGAUGGCCACAUACCACGCCAAGAACGAGUACUGCCUGUUCUCUGAUAUGGCCCAAGGCUACAAAGUCUUCACCAGCAUCAUCUUCCAGUUGGAAGACUAGACCCUCACCAAACAACCAUCCAAGUUGGGGUUGAUUUGCUUUAUUCAUGAUCGUAAUUUCUGAUACAAUGGAUCCUGCUAUCUGGAAACUAUCAUUUCAACUAAGUCUGUAAUCUAGGAACACUCUGUAUCACAUCACAUCACUUUUCUUUACAAAGGGAUAUAUACCUAAUAAUGCCCAGGAACAUAUGCUAUACAUUUUUUCAGUUCUUUCCCAUCAUUGGAUUCUCCCUCUCUCCGAUUUAAGCUGCAGGAUUCUAUGGCGUAGUUUUCUCCGGUGUUCGUGUAUCUUCCACAACCCAUGCCCCAAAACCACCGUCGAGUAUAUCCCGUGGGUGAUCAUGGGUGCAAGAAUAUUGUUCGUCUGGAUCCAUUCGUAGCCGAGGUAGAGAGACAAGAGCCCUUCGAGUAAGGGCGAGUAGAUCUUCCUCAUUUGCCUCCUCUCGUACCAGGCUGCAAAGAGUCUUUUGAGAUCCUCACGGCCCGA